AUGAAAUCGCUGUCAGUGUUUGUUAGGAAAAUUAACACAUAUAAAAUUACAUCGAUUAUUAACAAUACUAAGGUUCACAAAACAUACAUAGAAAGAAAUAGAAAAAAUGAAGACGAUAUACAUAACAUAUAUAAUAAAGAAUUAGUUGCAUUCCCAUAUGAUGAAGAUAGAUAUAGCAAGUUAUUAAAUAUUCAAGUAAAGAAGGAGAAAAGGCAUAUGAAUGAUUUCUUUUUUAACUCAAAUAUAUAUAUAAAUGUGGAAAAUGAGAAAAUAAAAAAUAUAAAAUCAUCUGACUUUUGUAUUGAAAAUAUAGAUAAAUAUUUUCUUUUUGAAAAAGAAUAUUUGGAUACAUUUUUUCCCGAAGGGCUAUCAGGAGAGCUCCCUAAGGAUAUAUUAAUGCAUAACGGGGAUACCGACAACUUGGACAUGUUAAUUAAUGAAAUAAAAAAUAACAGUAAUAGUAGUAGUACUGGUAGUAAUAUCAGUAGUAGUAGUAAUAGUAAUAGCAGUAGUAGUAGUAAUAGUAGAAGUAGUAGUAGUAGUAGAAGUAGUAGUAAUAGCAGUAGCGAUACGCGUGAUAAAAAGACUAUAAUGAACAACUUGCAGAAUGUGAAAGGUGUCGGAAUAUUAUACAGAAAAUUAACGUAUGAGAUUAUAAAUGAAUUAUUACACUGCGCACAAGACUUUAAAUCAAAUAAGAAAAGAGAUUCGUACGAUUUAGAUAAUUAUUUUUUACAAAAAAAUAUCAUCUCACCGUAUUAUGAUAUAAGCGCUAUGAUGGAGAACAGUGCUACCAUCAAUGAGGGAGUAAAGGCAAACACUUUUUCCUAUACUACACAUACAGACAACAAAUUAAGGAUGAAUAAAGAUCAUAACUGGGAGAACAAUGAAAACAUCUCUUCUUCAUACAGAAGUAGGAGCAUCUUAAUAGACGGAAAAAGAGGUACAGGAAAGAGCUGCAUAUUAAAUAGUGUUGUUUUGUGGGCAAAGCUAAACAACUGGUUUGUCAUUUUUAUACCUAAUAUGAAAAAGUAUAAAUUUGAUAUAAAUGAUAUUGUUCGCAGUAAUACUAAUUUAUAUAUCCAACCAGAGUUAAGCAGACAAUUCCUUGAAGAUAUUGUAAAAGUUAAUGAAAAUUUUUUAAAAGAAAUUAAAAUAAAUAAAAAUAUUUUAAAUACUACUUGUUUAGAUGGAACACAUUUAUUAUACAAUAAAAGAAUAUACGAUGAUAUUAUUAAAAAGACAAUUAAUGCAGAAAUAGAAAAUGAUGAGACAUAUAACAGCAUAAGUGAGAGAGAGAAAAAUAUGUUUAAGCAAAAAUUAUAUAAAUUUUAUUAUGACAAUGUAAAAAUUCCAAACAUAUUAGAUAAAUUUUCUAUACCUCCUAAUUUGUUAGAAUUAGCAAAUAUUGGAAUAAACAAUGCUUCUUAUGCAAAUCUGUGUACAUAUGCAUUAUUUGAACAUCUAAAAAGGCAAACUGAAUUUCCUCUAUUAAUUGCAACAGAUCAGUAUAAUUACUCCCUAAGUGUUUCUGAAUAUUUAUCUAUUAAUUUUGAAAAUACGAAAUAUAAUGGCUAUAUACCAACCUACUACUUUACUAUACCAAAAUUAUUACUACAGUGGAAUGCCUCCAAAUAUAAAAGAUGUGUUAAAAUUGUAGCUACUUGUUGGGAUAGGGAAAAUCGAAGAAAUUUUAGGCCUGACCUCCUUGGAAUACACAAAAAAGAAAUCAAGACUGUUCGUAAUUACACUCUAAGAGAGUUCAAAAACUACGUUGCUCAUUUGUUUAACCAAAAUGUUAUUUACAAUUUUGACAUUAAUAAAUUGGAAUAUUUCUACAUGCUAACAGGCGGAAAUGGGUUCCAAGCGAGAAAGCUCCUAACAACUUUGUACUGA
Molecule: messenger RNA, 1896 nt
Organism: Plasmodium malariae
Lineage: Eukaryota; Apicomplexa; Aconoidasida; Haemosporida; Plasmodiidae
Product: mitochondrial ribosomal protein S29 precursor, putative
Exons: 2
Coding region: 1-1896 (631 amino acids)
Cellular component (GO): mitochondrial small ribosomal subunit
Molecular function (GO): structural constituent of ribosome
Source: RefSeq, a predicted model, not a curated record